GCUGGAUUGGACAGCGACAUGUAUUAUGACAUGCCUGACCUCUUUACUCAGCACAAAAUGCCUGUAGACCUGAGUAACAUCCCAAAGCAACAAGAUCUGGAUAUCUGGCCACACAUGAAGCAUGUUCAUUUGCCAGAGAUCAAAGCACAGGUGGAGCUUUUGAUUGGCAUGAACAUGCCCAGAGCUCUAGAACCUUUGGAGGUCAUUAGAAGCGAAGGUGAUGGACCUUUUGCCACUAAAACUGUGCUCGGCUGGACAGUGAAUGGGCCGAUUGACCGAGAAUUUUGGGAAAGAACGGAUGGUCUGUCAACUGUCACCAUGAACAGAAUUUCUGCUGUUACACUGGAUAACCUAUGGAAACAACAAUUCAAGAUGGAUUUUCCUGAGAACAGCCAUGAGGAGCAGAUGGGGCUGUCGAAGGAAGACUCCAAGUUUUUGGAGUUGACAAGUAAGACAGUAACCUUACUUAACGGACAUUACAACAUUGCAUUGCCUUUGAGAGACCGAGACUUUAGAAUGCCUGAUAACCGCAUAAUUGCUGAACAACGUGCUUUAAGCUUAAAGAAAAGGUUAAUCAGAGAUAAAGACUUCCACAAAGACUACAUUGCCUUCAAGGAAGAUCUUCUAUCCAAAGGUUAUGCAAAAAGAGUGCCAAUCACAGACUUGGAGCGCAGUGAUGGAAAGGUUUGGUAUAUCCCUCACCAUGGGGUGUACCAUCCUACCAAGGGAAAGAUUCGGGUCGUCUUUGAUUGUGCUGCGUCAUUCCAAGGCAUUUCUCUCAAUGCACAGCUCCUGAGUGGCCCCGAUUUAACAAAUAGCCUGGUUGGCGUGCUGACUAGGUUCAGAAAAGAGCCUGUUGUUUUGAUGUCUGACAUUGAAGCCAUGUUCCAUCAGGUGCAUGUGCCAGAGGAAGAUGCUGACCUAUUGAGGUUUCUGUGGUGGCCUGGUGGUGACUUUAAUCAGAGCAUGCAGGAGUACCGCAUGGGUGUUCAUUUAUUUGGAGCAACAUCAUCUCCAAGUUGUGCUAACUACGCUCUGCGGAAAUGUGCAGAAGACAACAAAGCAGAUUUCAGCCAGCAGGUGAUUGAUACCAUUUUGUAUAGUUUCUAUGUGGAUGACUGUCUUGUCUCAAUAGACACUGAAGAGGAAGCUAUAUCUCUUUAUUCAGACCUUAGACUCAUCUGCGCCAAAGGUGGCUUCCACUUAACAAAGUGGAUAAGUAAUAGUCGCAGCGUCUUGGCAGCAAUACCUGAGGAAGAAAGAGCCAAAGAGGUUAAAAGCCUAGAUCUUGAUAGUGACAUCUUGCCUGUUGAACGAGUAUUGGGAGUAUGGUGGUGUCUACAGUCAGAUGCGUUCAAGUUCUGCAUAUCCAUCCCAAACAGACCCUUGACCCGAAGAGGGAUCCUUGCCACUGUUAGCACCUUCUAUGACCCCUUGGGUUUCUUAGCUCCUGUCAUUUUCAUAGCUAAAAGAAUCCUUCAAGACCUGUGUCAGAAGGGAAUAGGAUGGGAUGAUGCUAUUCCAGAAGCAGUUGCUCAAGAGUGGAAAAGCUGGCUGGAAGAAUUGCAGCUGUUGGACAAACUCAGCAUCAAAAGAUGUUUGAAAUCUACUGAUUUUGGGAAAGCAAUCACCGCUCAGUUACACCAUUUUGCGGAUGCGAGUGAGAAGGGGUAUGGUGUUGUUACCUACCUCCUGCUGCAGAACAGUUUUUCCCAAAUGCACAGUUCCUUCAUAAUGGGGAAGUCCAGGGUGGCACCUUUAAAAUCAGUCACAAUUCCCCGUAUGGAGUUGACGGCGGCUGUGUUGGCAGUUCGCAUGGACAUACUGUGGAGAAGAGAACUAAGGCUUCUCCUAGAUUCAGUGUUUUGGACAGACAGCACUUCUGUAUUGAAAUACCUCAAUAACAAGACUUCCAGGUUCCGUGUUUUUGUGACGAAUCGAGUGUCAGAGAUUCUCAGGGCUUCUGGUGUCUCCCAGCGGAGAUUUGUGAAUACAACAAAUAACCCCGCAGACAUUGCCUCCAGGGGUAUGAAGGUAGAAUCAUUUCUACAUAAUACUACAUGGUUAUCUGGUCCUGCAUUCUUACACAGGCAGAGAAAGAUUGGCCUGUAAACCCUGAAGUCAAAGUGUC
Gambusia affinis (western mosquitofish) is the source of this 2131-nucleotide messenger RNA. RefSeq lists its product as uncharacterized. Bases 19 to 2112 code for a protein of 697 amino acids. The record is from RefSeq and is a predicted model, not a curated record. The transcript has a single exon. NCBI's taxonomy places the organism in Eukaryota, Metazoa, Chordata, Actinopteri, Cyprinodontiformes, Poeciliidae.